Trichoplax adhaerens is the source of this 936-nucleotide messenger RNA. RefSeq lists its product as uncharacterized. Bases 1 to 936 code for a protein of 311 amino acids. The record is from RefSeq and is a predicted model, not a curated record. Lineage: Eukaryota; Metazoa; Placozoa; Uniplacotomia; Trichoplacea; Trichoplacidae. The transcript has 5 exons.
AUGCCAGAAACUAGGCAAGGCAACAUAGAACACCUUAAAGAGAAAGAUUCUUCCCAUCCUGUAAACUGCAAGCGAAGAAAGCUUGACGACAGUCGUAACCGAUCUCUUACCCCUAAUAAUCAUGUUCCAGGCACCAGCAAGUUCGAUCAUUCUCGCAAAGCAACAAUCGAAACCAAACCUACAGCAAAAUUGCCCUCUACUGUCAUAAUUAUUGACAGUAAAAGUGAUGAAGAGCGCAAAGAUAACGACAAGAAAUCUUCAAAUUUUACAUCUGUUAAGGUCAAAGAAGAGCCCAAAGAAUCGGAUAGGGAAUAUCAAUUGUUACAGAAAGCAGGGGAAAGUUCAUCAACGCAAGAUAAUACCAAUAAAGAUGAGCAACUAUCUAUAAGCAAGUCCAAUGAUACUUUUUUAAAUCAUAGGUCUAAAUCUUACAAAUCAAAAUCAUUCGAAAGUUGUUAUUUCCAUGAUCAUUAUAAGAUAUUUCGCGAAAAUACGCUCGAGCAAGCCUUAAGAAUGGAAUAUUUACGAUUACACUUGCGGCAUGAAAUUCUUCGUCUUGAAAAUUGUAAAGACUGCAAAAUCUUAUUUGAGAAAAUGGAUGAGAAAAAGUGUCUCUACCCUUUCAUCCGUCAUCAUCAAAUUAAAAUUCAAUGUGAUCCAUUGAACAGAAAAGCUAUUCUGGACAAGAUUUACAAGUUAUUAAACUCACUCACUAUUAAAGAAGAUCCUUGUAUUAGUAAAAAUUCUAGGUUGGGGAGAUGUUUGACUUCUGGCCAUGGUCAAAUGAAAUUGAAAUGUUUACUGGACAAAAAUGAAUGUUUAGCUAUCGCCGUAGACGAAGACCAUCAUAGGUACUGUUUUGGACGCUAUAAUGAAAUAGAUGUGGCUAAAAUCGAUUCUAGACAAUCGAAUUUUUUUGUACUGGGUCUCUUAUGA